This is a messenger RNA of Diospyros lotus (date-plum), 4813 nucleotides long. Its product is annotated as type IV inositol polyphosphate 5-phosphatase 7-like. The record is from RefSeq and is a predicted model, not a curated record. Bases 661 to 2283 code for a protein of 540 amino acids. The transcript has 12 exons. Gene Ontology annotation, biological process: phosphatidylinositol dephosphorylation. NCBI's taxonomy places the organism in Eukaryota, Viridiplantae, Streptophyta, Magnoliopsida, Ericales, Ebenaceae. Gene Ontology annotation, molecular function: phosphatidylinositol-3,4,5-trisphosphate 5-phosphatase activity; phosphatidylinositol-4,5-bisphosphate 5-phosphatase activity; inositol-polyphosphate 5-phosphatase activity.
UGUUUUGAGGAGAGAUCCACUCGGUCGAACCCUCAAAUAUUCAGCAAAAUCUAUCUAAAACCCCCAAAAACCUACAUUGGAAGAAGCAACCCUCUUGCUCAUCCCAGAAUCUCCAUGAAUUGAAGUCCUAGAAAGCCAUGGAUGUUCCUCGAAUCCCAACCUUAUGUUGGAGGAACAUUCUUUGCCUGCACAAAAAUUUCCUAAAAACAUUCCUGCCUAGCUGCGAGCAUGCCCACAACCCCCACAACAUUAUGAACUGAAAAAGAAAAUGCAACAAUGGGUGUAUGUAUCUUUCCAACAUCUGCCUUUUUCUCUCGCAGAAAACCAAAUGGAAAGGUGGGUAAUGCUUGGAUUAUGUAUAUAUAGACCAACCUUGCUGAGAGAGUGAGAGUUCUCCUGAGAAACUUCUCUCUUUCUUUCUAGUUUUUUCUGAGAACAAAAACAAAGGAAAAACCUAACCGGGGUCUUUCUACUUGACCCGGUUUUUGCGUGUCAAGAAACCCACAAACUGGGAUUUUCUUCUUUCAAACUCAAUUAUUCCGUCCAUAGGCUUGAAUUGCUUUCAACCAUUUAAUGGCAUUCUGAGGAAACAAAGUCAAUAAUUGAGGUUUCCACGUCCUCCUCUGUGAAUUUGUGACAGCUCUCUGAAGUCCUGGAACGAUGAGAGAUGGGAACUCCAAUAAAAGCAAGCUUUCAUGGUCCAAGACGCUGGUCAAGAAAUGGUUCAGUGUCAAGAACAAAGCCCGAGACUCCGAUCCGGACGAUGCCAUUCACCAAGCUGGCGAUGAAGACUGGAGGAAGAAUGUAUCAGAGAAGGAGGCAUGCACUAUCAGUGAAAGCAGAAUAGAGAGACCAAAUAGGAGGAAUUCUGUUCGUUUCCGGGAAAGAAAGAUCGGCCUAGAUGCUUCCCAAGUAACCAAUGUGCAUAAUUAUAGCAUCUUUGUAGCUACAUGGAAUGUGGCCGGAAAGUCUCCUCCGAGUUAUUUGAAUCUCAAAGAUUGGCUCCAUUCCUCUCCUGCUGCAGACAUCUAUGUUCUUGGGUUCCAAGAAAUUGUGCCUUUAAAUGCUGGUAAUGUCUUGGGUACAGAAGACAAUGGCCCGGCAGGGAAAUGGGUAACACUCAUCCAAAAGAUUCUAGACAUUGUUCCGGACUCUAUUGUGGGGCUAAAUGCAGACUUUGAAGGGUCAACAAGACGAAAUGCCUCGUCUAUCUUCCACGAUAGCUCGUUUCAGUCCGUGAGUCACAGCAUGCGAAUGAUGGAAAACAACACGUUGAUGCCACAACCCCGACUUGAACGUAGAUUCAGCGUUUGUGAUGGUGUUUUCAUUAGUCACAAACCCAGUGAUUAUGACCCAAAUGUCAGUGGAGAUUUUUCAUCCGAUGAUGAGAAUGAGCCUGGAGAUUUUUCACCGGAUACCACACACUAUUUGCCAGUUUCCCAAAACUGUUCUAUUUUCAUGGAGGAAGGAGAUGGAUAUCUGGGGCAAUCAAGGUACUGUUUGGUUGCCAGUAAGCAAAUGGUUGGGAUAUUCCUCACAGUAUGGGUGAAGACUGAUCUAAGGCACGUUGUUCACAACAUGAAAAUUUCUUGUGUGGGAACAGGGUUGAUGGGUUAUCUUGGCAAUAAGGGUUCUAUUUCAAUCAGCAUGUCUUUGCACCAAACAAGCUUCUGCUUUGUUUGCAGUCACUUAACCUCCGGGCAGAAGGAUGGCGACGAGCUGCGAAGAAACUCUGAUGUAGCGGAAAUUCUGAGGAAGACUAGGUUUCCAAGAGCUCAGAGCAUGGAGGGCGAGAAUUCCCCCCGAACAAUCCUCGAACACGACCGGAUUAUUUGGCUCGGGGAUUUGAAUUACCGCAUUGCACUGUCUUACCAUUGUGCAAAGGCUCUUGUUGAUAUGCGCAACUGGAGGACUUUGUUAGAAAAUGACCAGCUCCGGAUAGAGCAGAGGCAGGGACAUGUCUUCGAGGGAUGGAGUGAAGGAAAGAUCUAUUUUCCUCCCACAUACAAGUACUUGAAGAAUUCAGACAAAUAUGCGGGAGAUGACAUCAACCCAAAAGCGAAGCGAAGAACACCCUCAUGGUGUGAUCGAAUAUUAUGGUAUGGUAUAGGACUUCAUCAAAUAUCUUAUGCACGUGGAGAGUCCAGAUUCUCGGAUCAUAGACCAGUCUAUAGCACAUUUUUGGCAGAAGUAGAAUCCAUCAGUUUCAGCCGAAAUAAGAGAAGUUUGAAUUGUUCCAGUUCUAGGAUUGAGGUAGAAGAGUUGUUGCCACACUUGGAUUGAUAAACUGUGGAUGUGUUGUGGUCUGCUCAGCGUUUCUUUGAAGCUGUACAAGGUGGAUCUGCAGCCAUGACAACUAUCACGAACAUUAUGUAGACUUUGGCUGUUGAAAUCUGUGAGACUAAUUGAAUUCAACUACUGAGUUGAAAGAGCAGCUGUAUGAAGAAUCCAUCUCCCCAGCGAUUGAGAUGCGGAUGGACUGGCUGCAAUGCAAUGAUGGGGGGGCGAGCUAACAGAGGUAGCAAAUAAUGUUUAAGAACUAGGGUAUUCAUUUUCUUCAUAGGCAUGUACUGCUGCUGUUUCUGUAUCUUGUUCUCUAUCCAUGAAUCCACGAUGAAAUGUGCAAGAACAAUAAAAGAUGAAACUGAUAAAACCCAAAGUAGCAGCAGCAGCAGCUGCUCUGCUUUAUUUAGGUUAGAGCUCAAGCUUACAUUUACACGUAGGUAAACCUCUGCACACACAGACAAGAAAGCAAAACCCACCACCACUCGUACUCGUAUCGUAUAUGAAUUGCACUGCCGACCCCUCCUUCAGCUUCCGCCGCAAACCACCACUCAUUUUCUUAGUUAAGAAUUAGCAAACCUCUUCGUGUUAUUGGCGUGGGCCGGCCCUCGAGGAAGAACCCAUCAUCUUGAUUCCCAAACACCUCUCUCGACGGUGCGCUGAAGGCAAACGCUUGAGCAGCCUCCUCAAGCUUAUUGAAUACGUCCCCCCGUCCUGCAUGCAAUUCACCGGCCAGCCCAAACGCAGUCGAACCGUUUCAUCAUGGAUUUUAAUUUCUUCUUUCUAUGGACAUAUGCGAGAGUAUACUUGUGGUUGUUGCGGGCAUUGAUCUCAAUUCAAAGCAGAUGACUUGCAGCUUUUGGUGUUUGGAAGCGACGACAAUGACUAGGUGACCGGCGGGGACGACGAAGACACACGCCUCAGGCGAGAGCUCACUUUCUGGUAGGUGGGGCCAGCGCCCUUCCGGUGGCGGCGCGAGCCUCCGCCUCCGCCGUGUUUCCGGCAGGAUUCGUUGGACAAGUGGCGACAUGCCAUCUCAAAGUAUCCCCUGCCACUGCUCCCUCAAUCCUUAUCUAAUGUUUUCAGAAACCACAAGAGAAACAAAAAGAGACCGCCAUUUGUUAAAUACUAGUGAAGAGAAAUGGAAACCCAAAUGUUAGGGAGGACUAGUUGAUCAUCAAACUUACAUUGAAAGCAGCAGCGUCAAGGAAUUCAGGGCUGUAAGCAUUCGAAAACGAUUCUUCCCCUCCUGCUCCAAAAAGUACCUGCAUAUCCCAAGGAUUUUGUCACCAAUAUAUAUUAUUUUGACAGUAUUUCUCGUAUGAAAAUGGCCAGGAUUAGGCACGGGCUUUGAUGAGUCGAAUUACCACAGGCUUUUAAUUGUCAUCUCUAUUGAUGAUAUAAACGGUUGCGCCUGCUGGAACCUUCAACAUAUCUCCUCGUCAAAUAUUGGAAUUCUCCCUCUUAUCUCGAAGAAUCAAAUUUAUUCUUCCUCUUCCUGCAAUCAAAGGAGCAGCCUCGACGUGAAUUUCUUUGUAAACUAAGUUUGCUUAAUUUUUCAGAGAAAAUUGUUUAGUACCCUUUGCAACAAACAUUGCUGCCUGAGGAUCGACUUCACAAGUCCUCAACUUCUAUGAAGUUAAGUUUAGACUUUCAGCAUCCCUCUUUAAACCUAACUUAUUUUUUCAACAACAAUCAAAACGAAUUCUUUUCCUCUGUAUUGGAAAGUCGAUAUUGCUAUUGCUUAAUCACAUUGAUAUUUUUCAUUUGUUCUUUUAGCAUAUUUAGCUCUUGAGACAUGUCUUCGUACUUUCGUGCUUAAGUUUUUAGGUGUAGACUGCAUCUCUUCUCUUCCAACUCAUAUUUUGCAUUGACAAUCUCUUGAUGGUAGGCACCUGUAGCCUCGAUCUUAUCGUGUAGGCAGAGGUUGUGAAUGACACGUAAAGCUGCAUUUUGCUCAACAUUCUUCUUUGCGUUUGCUUUAGAGCUAUGUUGUGUCUCUUCAUAUUCAUAUGAUACUUGAAAGAGAUAGAAACACAAAUUGGCACUUCGCCUUCCAUUUUCACCUGGCAUCAACAUUUGGGUUGUGUGGAAAGGAAAUACCUCGUCUUUUCUCUUGUGAAGUCGAUCUUUGAACUCUCACCUACUCAACAUGUUCCUUUAUUUGUCCUGUAACUCACAAUAAGCUCUACAGUACAAGUUAACUUAUGAUUCAUUCUCUCUCUAAAUCAUAUUAUGUGCGAUUAUUUAAAUAUCACCUUAUACACCGCAAAAAAAUAUUUUUUUUUAAAAGUAACUCAAAAUUUAUAAAAAGAAAUAUAAAAUCAUUAAAAUUUAAACAUGACUUCACUAUGCCAAAACUAAUUAGAUGACAAAGUAUUUAUAAACUCACACUAUACAUAAACUUUACGAGUUAAUAAAUACUCACACGAAACACUCCAAACACUUUUAUUUCCUUGUAUGGCUCGAGUUUAUGUUACUUAUAUUCUCACUUAUCCAAGUAUAAACUCUUAACCUCUAUAAAGUUUAA